CGCUCGCGCUCUGUAAUCCUCUCCCGUGAGUGACGUCGCGAGCAAUGGCGGAGCGCGAGGGAGCCGCGGAGUGUCGGAGCCCCAGCCAGGACUCUGACUCCCAUCUCCGAGGCGAUGAGAAGAAACCUUUAAGUCGGCCAGACUCGACCGCCUCUGGACGCAUGUAUGUUAUAUCCAGCUCUGUGGACUUGCAGAGUACAGGGAGACCAGAGCCUCUGGUGCUCAAACUUGAUGAGAGACAAAGGCUGGCUCGAGAGAGGAGGGAGGAGAGAGAGAAGCAGAAUGCUGUGCGAGAGGCUCAGUUAUUGGAGCGUGAGGAGCGAGCGAGGCUGUACUACGAGAAACAUCUAGAGGACAGAAAGAGGCGUCUGGAGGAGCAAAGGCUAAAGGAGGAGAAGAGGCGUGCAGCCGUGGAGGAGAAACGACGACAGAAACUAGAGGAGGAGAAGGCUCGAUGUGAGGCUGUGGUGAGAAGGACUCUGGAAAAGAGUCAGCGAGCCAGACCAAAGCAGAACCGCUGGAGCUGGGGAGGAAACCUAUCCUCCAACACCUCGCACAACAGUGAUGCUGACAGAAGGUCAGUUUCCACCAUGAAUCUAUCCAAGCACACAGACCCAGUCAUAAACAAACGUCUGUCUUCAUCUUCUGCCACACUGUUAAACUCAUCAGACCGAGGCUUACAGAAGCAGACGUCCCUCUCCUCCUCUUGCUUAGUAAAUAAAGUUUCAUCGAAAGCUCGAGCAUCCAGAGAGAAGAUCCUUCAGGACAAACCUGCAGGUCUGCGUCGUAUGCCUCUAACCCAAUGGGAGAACAAUGUAGUCAGCCGCUUACAGACACCAACACACUCGUACCUGGCUAGAAGUCGAAGUGCUGUAUCUCUGUCUGGAGAUGCAGUGACCCGCGUUUGUCCUCGCUCAGCCUCCUGUCACCAAACGAGCUCACUGUCCUUCAAGGCUCUGCAGUCACGCAGUGCCGAGCGCCCAAUCAGAGCCGGGCUCAGCCUGGAGCGAGCCGUCAGACCUGGCCUGGACAGCAACCUAUGCAAGAAGGCAUCCCAGAACAUGCUGGUUGAUAGGAAGGAUAAGGAUUAUGUACGCAAGUCCUGGAGUAAUCUAUCCUGUCCUGUGCCACCUCUGAACCUCACCAUCACCAAGAGAGCACCCUCUCCUGGCAGCCAGCGCAUUAAAGUCAGCCAGCCGUCAUCUGCCAGGAGUUCCACAAAAAAACCUCCGAAGUCUCCUGUGUCCAAAAAAUCCAGGUCUCCUGUUCCUCCUCCUCCAUCUUCCAUGCCCUUAUCUCCUAGCAACCCUUCCCUGUUACCUGGUAACCUACGACCGAGCCGGGUGACAACAGAGCGUCUGAGAGAUGAGGAGAACCUAACGGAGGAAGAGAAGGCCAAAAGAGAAGAGGCAGAGGGCAGCAGAGAAGAGGAUGAGGAGGCAGGGCAAGAGAAGAGGGAGCAAAGUGAAAGUCCUGCUAAAGCAGCAGCUGAAAUCUCCACACGUGUAGAGAGGGUGGUGAGUCCACCAGCGGUCAGACCCAGCGCUGGAACCACAGACCCAGAGGAGGCAUCACGGCUGCUGGCUGAGAAACGACGGCAGGCCAGAGAGCAGAGGGAGAGAGAGGAAGAGGAGAAGAGGCAGCAGGAGGAGGCAGAGAGGCGCCACAGAGAGGAGAUGGCACGGAGGAUGGCUGAGGAGAGAGUGAAAAGAGAAGAGGAGGCCCAGCGUCUGGCUGAAGAGAAGAAACGCAAGGAGGAAGAAGAGAGACGCUUGGAAGAGGAGAGACUGCAAAGAGAGCAAGAAGAAGAAGCAGAGCGCCUGCAGAGACAGAAAGAGGGAGAGGAGGUUCGUCAGCGUGAAGAGGCAGAGCGUUUGCGUCAGGAGAGAGAGAAACACUUCCAGAAAGAGGAGGCUGAGAGACUUGAGAGGAAAAAGCGUCUCGAGGAGAUCAUGAAACGCACACGCCGUUCAGAUCAGAAAAGCUCUGGUCAGAGUCCAAGGAACGGGGACGAGAGUCAGCAGAACUCUCAGGACACAGUGAAUGUCGUCCCUGGUAUCCCCUCAAUCACUGUAUCUGCUCCACAAAUCCCUCACACCAUACAGCACAGUGACCGCAACGGGCACACAAACCCUGACCUCAUUUUGCACACACUGCCCCCUGUUGGACACGAAGUGGACAACGAAGCCCAGCUUCAAGAGAACGGUGUCGUCAUGGAGACCCCAACCUUUGAGGAAGUGAUCGAGGUGCCCAUGGUGACAAAGCUGUCCCGUCAAGAGGGAGAUGGAGAGGAAGAGGACGAGAGGAAGACUCCGCUGCUGGCUUUCACAGAGAACGGUAGUACACAUGACCUGAGCACAUGGGACCAAAGCCAAGUCCAGGGCCAUGCAGGUGAUGUCUGAAUCCCUCAAAGAGAAUGCUGGGAAACAAACUUCACCUGAUACUUGCUUGGUUUCUUCUCCCUUUACAUUUCUCCACAUACUGUAGACGCCUGGUUAUGUGAGGAGAAAGUAACUACUGUAUAACACACUCUUCUCAAGUUGUGGACAGCUGUCUGCAGUCGUCCAUGCGUUUCCUGUAAUGCAGCUCCUAUCUUCUGAUCCCC
This is a messenger RNA of Neoarius graeffei (lesser salmon catfish), 2605 nucleotides long. RefSeq names its product microtubule-associated protein 7b (gene map7b). Gene Ontology annotation, cellular component: microtubule cytoskeleton. NCBI's taxonomy places the organism in Eukaryota, Metazoa, Chordata, Actinopteri, Siluriformes, Ariidae. Gene Ontology annotation, biological process: microtubule cytoskeleton organization. The coding region runs from base 45 to 2402 and encodes 785 amino acids. The transcript has 19 exons. The record is from RefSeq and is a predicted model, not a curated record.